Eimeria maxima is the source of this 1492-nucleotide messenger RNA. RefSeq lists its product as hypothetical. The transcript has 5 exons. The annotation marks the transcript as partial. Gene Ontology annotation, biological process: protein export from nucleus. The record is from RefSeq and is a predicted model, not a curated record. Gene Ontology annotation, molecular function: nuclear export signal receptor activity. Gene Ontology annotation, cellular component: cytoplasm; nuclear pore. Lineage: Eukaryota; Apicomplexa; Conoidasida; Eucoccidiorida; Eimeriidae.
AUGGAGACUCCCCCUCCUGCUGCUGCUCCCUCUCUCCCCACUCCCGCUGAAUUCGAGACCGUCGUUGCUGCCCUGCAAAGCACAGACAGCAGCAACAGGCAGCAAGCGCAACAGCUGCUGCAGCGGCUGCAGCAGCAGCAAGAAGAUUGCACCGGAUUCUGUCUAACCGUAAUUGAGGCAGCACGAGACCCCGCUGUUGCUACAGUGGCUGCUGUCCUCCUCCGCAGUGCAGCCUUGUGGCACUGGAAUGCCCGGAUAGCUGCAUCAGCAGCAGCAAAGAAGAGGCUGGCUGCUGCGCCUCCGGGUGAAGCAGCAGCAGCAGCUGGUCAAGCUGCAGCAGCAGCAGCUGAGGCCCUACAGCUGUAUGUACAGCGUAUGCAGCAGCUCACGGCAAGCAUCGUGCUUAUGUUACAGCAAAAGGCAGCAGCAGGUUGCAAGGGCAGCGGGGAGCGGCAGCUGUCGCAUGCAUUUUGCUGUUUGGCAAAGAAGGGCCUUGCAACAGAUCCUCCAGUCUUUUUGCCGGCUUUAAAACAAAUACUGAUGGAGGUGGUUGCAAAGGGCUUUACUGAGCGGAUUCCCCUGUUCUGGAUGUCUCUGCUGGCGGAGACUGCGCAGGAGAUGCAGCUGCAGCAGCAGCAGGGCAUGCACCUGUCAUUGCAGCAGCACGCCGCCUGCUGCCGCUCUUUUCAGCAGCAGCUGUUGCUGCCGCUGCUGCAGUUUGUGCUGCAGCGUUUGCAGUUUAUAUUGGACAACCCUCAACCGCAAGGCGCAUGCAAAGAGGAGAUUGCUGGCAUCCUAUUGGUAAUAGAAACAGCAUGCUCUUGGAGCUUCGGCCACAUGCUGCUGCGGCUUUCGAGUGUAGAUGAGCUGUCGCUGGCGCCUCCGGCAGAGUGGAUCCCUGUCUUCUUUCCUCAGGCGGCGGCAGCAGCAGCUGCUGCUGGUGCUGGUGGCGGAGGAACAGGUGCUGCUACUGCCGCUGCCCCAGGCGGCCUUCCACCGCCUCUACCGCAGCAGGAGGGGCUGUUUGUGUUGGUGUUGCGGCUGUACAAGUUGCUACGGGAGAUGCAGCAGCAGCAGCAGCAGCAGGGGUCAGAGCUGUUUGCUACCUGCCGCUACCUGCUGCAGCGGGUUGCCAAGUUUAGACCCUUAGCAAUGGCAGAUGCCUUGUUGGGAGGAGAGGAGGGAGGUGAUGCAGCAGCUAACAGCGGCGCAUCUGCUGCUUCUGCAGGAAUCCUGCCCCUUAAAAAGAGCUACUCAGGGCCUGUUGCUCGUUCCAAGAAACAAAAACUUACUCUCUUGGUCUAUGUGCCGCUUUUGCAAGUACUGCUGGAUCUAGUAGAGACGUGUGCCUUCUACAGAAGUCUUCCAGGGGCCCCAGAAACCCCAGGGGGCUCCCAGGGCCCCCAAUCCCCAGCCGCUCAGGGGGUCCCCUCUUCUCUGCAGGAUGUAGAGGAGGCUCAGGACUUGUGCGCAGCACUCGCUAACGUUGCAG